GUUCUCCUGAAUGGCAAAAUAUGGCAAGAUGAUCGUCGUGAAUUUCUCGUAAAUUUAACGCGUUAACCAAAUUAAUUGUCAUCAAAAACCACUGUUGGCGAUACUUCAGGCCUUCAGGUCGCCGGGAGAUAACGUUUGAAACGCAAAAAAAGAGACAAAAACCGCAGGAAGAGGUGUUUUGGAAUCAACAAAUCGCAGUAAAAAUCGCAGCAAAGAUGAAUUUUGACGACUACGAGCAGCUGCCAGUGUCGAGUAUGGGCGCAAAUAUGACAGCAGGAGCGAUCGCCGGAGUCAUGGAGCACUGCGUCAUGUACCCGCUGGACUCGGUCAAGACACGGAUGCAAAGUUUGUCACACAUCAGCACCACAAUUACAACCACGCUCAGCGACAUGAUAAAGAAAGAGGGUUUUAUGAGGCCAGUGCGAGGCAUGGGAGCCGUCGUUCUCGGUGCAGGACCCGCACAUGCGCUCUAUUUUGGAACAUACGAACACACGAAAGAGUGGUUAGCCAAGGUUACAGUCAACAAUAAUGUUAGUUAUGUGUUGAGUGCGGUGACGGCAACCCUUAUACACGAUGCCAUUUCAAAUCCGACGGAGGUCAUUAAGCAACGACUCCAAAUGUACGAUUCGCCAUACAAGUCUGUGGUGCAUUGUGCGCGGAUGGUUUAUCAGCAGGAAGGAUUACGUGCGUUUUAUCGGUCGUAUGCGACGCAACUUUGCAUGAAUCUGCCGUAUCAGGCGAUUCACUUUAGUACAUACGAGUUCUUUCAAAAUUUGCUAAACAAAGAUCGGCAAUACGAUCCCCGUGUUCACAUGAUUGCCGGCGGAGCGGCAGGCGCCUCAGCUGCUGCCCUCACAACACCCCUAGACGUCUGCAAAACACUGCUCAACACACAAGAAGACGGCGUCGGCAAAACGCGAGGCCUGGCGCAAGCCAUGAAAAAAGUCUACAGUGUCGCCGGCAUCGCGGGCUUCUUCAAGGGCAUGAAACCACGUGUGCUGUACCAAAUGCCCGCCACAGCAAUUUGCUGGUCCACCUACGAAUUCUUCAAAUACCUACUAAACAGAACACACAAAUCGAAGUUGGAGCCGAAAGAUGUCGUGGGAACGCUCGCAACGGCGACAGCGGGCGUCGAGCGACUGCAUUACGUGUUACCUGUGCCGGCAACCGUGAGUGCAGCGACGACCGCAGCGACGGAAACAGCAACGACCGCAGCAUCGACGGCACGCGAAUUACCCGGCUUGAAGCCACGAGAGCUGCCUGCGAUGUCGGGCGCCGGCAUGUAUGGUGCACUUAGCUUUACCACAAUGCACUCCUCCGCCGACAGUAUCACGGACAUCGGCAGCAGUCGACGCAGUAGUGUUUAAGGGCGUUGUGUUUAGAGACCUUGUAUUUAGUGACUAGAGUUGACCUUGUACUAUUUAAGAACACGCAUGUUUUAAUUUCACCCAAAAACUCGGAAAUUUGUAGGAAUUGUGGCAUUGUCACACAAAAAAAAACCACAAAAUAGUCAAAAUUUCGUGUACAAAAAUUUUACAUGUUCAAAAUUGCAUAAAAAAAAUUAAUUUAUUAUUAUUUGGAAUAAUUUUUGUUGUUAAAGCUGUUCCAAAUUUAUUUCAAAGUUUUUGUCCAGAAAAAUUUUUUUUUUCAA
Messenger RNA from Culicoides brevitarsis, 1651 nucleotides. It is a transcript of the gene mfrn, whose product is annotated as mitoferrin. The transcript is spliced from 7 exons. Gene Ontology annotation, biological process: iron import into the mitochondrion. The record is from RefSeq and is a predicted model, not a curated record. Gene Ontology annotation, molecular function: ferrous iron transmembrane transporter activity. Lineage: Eukaryota; Metazoa; Arthropoda; Insecta; Diptera; Ceratopogonidae. Bases 216 to 1367 code for a protein of 383 amino acids. Gene Ontology annotation, cellular component: mitochondrial membrane.